CAGCCGAACUGUCCCGAACUUGAGGAUCUGUCGAGAGAGAAAGAAAAAAAUGGAAGGCCUGCCUGAUGUUGCUUCUUUUUCAACUAAACUUAAAAACACUCUCCUCCAGUACCAUAGCAUUGAAGAUGAUAAGUGGCGAGUCACAAAGAAAAUGAAAGAUGUAACAGUUUGGAGAAAACCUUCGGAAGAAUUUAAUGGAUAUCUCUACAAAGCCCAAGGUGUUGUAGAUGACACGGUCAAUAGUGUAAUAGACCACAUACGCCCAGGGCCCUGGCGCUUGGAUUGGGACCGCUUAAUGACUUCAUUGGAUAUUGUGGAGCACUUUGAAGAGAAUUGCUGUGUGAUGCGUUACACUACUGCUGGUCAGCUUUGGAAUAUAAUUUCUCCAAGAGAGUUUGUUGAUUUCUCCUACACUGUGGCCUAUGAAGAAGGACUUUUAUCCUGUGGAAUAAGUCUUGACUGGAGUGAAAAGAGACCAGAAUUUGUUCGAGGAUAUAACCAUCCCUGUGGUUGGUUUUGUGUUCCACUUAAAGACAAUCCAAAGCAGAGUCUGUUGACGGGUUAUAUCCAGACAGAUCUCCGUGGAAUGAUUCCUCAGUCUGCAGUUGACACAGCCAUGGCAAGCACUCUGACCAACUUCUAUGUCGAUUUACGGAAAGCCUUACAAAAGGCAUAAUACGCUCAAACUUGUAAAACUGUGAUCUGCUGAAUCAGCGCUUUCCCUCAGCUGCAUGGCCUGUAAAAGUCAUUGACUCCUCUCCUCAAUAUAGCCUGAAGAAACACUUGAGACGUUUUUGGUUUAGUAGUACAGUGUCUUAUUUCUCUCCUAAUGUAAGUAGCUAUCUAAGAGAGCAUUUCAGUUUCUUCACCUUUAUUUACAUAUUGUUUGGUAUGGCAGCGUGUAGGAAUGGGGAGUAU
Molecule: messenger RNA, 918 nt
Organism: Castor canadensis (American beaver)
Lineage: Eukaryota; Metazoa; Chordata; Mammalia; Rodentia; Castoridae
Gene: Stard4
Product: StAR related lipid transfer domain containing 4
Biological process (GO): cholesterol transport involved in cholesterol storage; intracellular cholesterol transport; cholesterol import
Cellular component (GO): endoplasmic reticulum; cytosol
Molecular function (GO): cholesterol transfer activity; cholesterol binding
Source: RefSeq, a predicted model, not a curated record